This is a messenger RNA of Alligator sinensis (Chinese alligator), 1727 nucleotides long. RefSeq names its product replication factor C subunit 5 (gene RFC5). Gene Ontology annotation, biological process: DNA repair; DNA-templated DNA replication. Gene Ontology annotation, cellular component: DNA replication factor C complex; nucleus. Bases 342 to 1109 code for a protein of 255 amino acids. Lineage: Eukaryota; Metazoa; Chordata; Crocodylia; Alligatoridae. Gene Ontology annotation, molecular function: DNA binding; DNA clamp loader activity; ATP hydrolysis activity. The transcript has 12 exons. The record is from RefSeq and is a predicted model, not a curated record.
GUGCGGCCGCCGCCGGGGAAGGGCCGGAACCUGCCGUGGGUGGAAAAAUAUCGUCCUCAGACACUGAGUGACUUAAUUUCCCAUCAGGACAUUCUGAGCACUAGUGUUGUGGCAGCUGCUGCCCUGUCAAGCUCCAAGAAGCAAGCUAAGCAGACAGAGCACCAGAAUACCCUGCAUUGUGCCCUCUCCCCUCAGUGUACAGGGGGAGCUUUGUCAGCUCUAAGUUCAUCAGUGAAGAUCGUCUGCCUCACCUUCUCCUCUAUGGACCACCAGGGACUGGCAAGACCUCCACAAUUCUGGCCUGUGCUAAACAACUCUAUAAAGACAAGGAAUUCAACUCCAUGGUUUUAGAGCUGAAUGCUUCAGAUGACCGAGGAAUCGAUAUAGUCAGGGGGCCCAUUUUAAGUUUUGCCAGCACAAGGACAAUCUUUAAAAAAGGUUUUAAGCUUGUAAUCCUGGAUGAAGCAGAUGCCAUGACCCAGGAUGCUCAGAACGCCCUGAGGAGAGUGAUUGAGAAGUUCACGGAGAACACCAGGUUUUGCCUGAUCUGCAACUACCUCUCCAAGAUCAUCCCUGCCCUGCAGUCCAGGUGCACAAGGUUCCGAUUUGGCCCCCUGACCCCAGAGCUCAUGGUCCCCCGGGUGCAGCACGUUAUAGAUGAGGAGAAGGUGGACAUAACCGAUGAUGGGAUGAAAGCUUUGGUGACCCUCUCUAGUGGUGACAUGCGCAGAGCCCUCAAUAUUUUGCAGAGCACAAGCAUGGCCUUUGAGAAGGUGACGGAGGAAACCGUGUACACUUGCACCGGUCACCCCCUCAAGUCUGACAUUGCCAAUAUUCUCGACUGGAUGCUGAACCAGGACUUCACCAUGGCCUACAAAAGAAUCAUGGAGCUGAAGACACUGAAGGGAUUGGCACUGCAUGACAUCCUGACUGAGAUCCACUUGUUUGUGCACCGAGUUGACUUCCCAGCCUCAGUCCGAACCCAGCUGCUGAUCAAAAUGGCAGACAUUGAGUACAGGCUGGCUGCUGGCACAAGUGAGAAGAUUCAGCUUAGCUCCCUUAUUGCUGCUUUUCAGGUCACCAGAGAUCUGAUUGUGGCAGAGGCUUAGAUCCACUGGCCUAUUGUAUUGCAAGGGCAAUUUUAUACCUACCCUCUUGUGAAGGAGUGAAGCACUAUCAUUGUCUGACCAGGGUCCAGAAGCUCCAUCUGUCCUUUAACAGCUGCAUUAAGGGGAAAUCUUAGCUUACUGGCAAAAGCUUGCAGCCCGAUUGCUCUCUGCUUCUCCAGGAGUUCUGCACAAGGAUCUGAAGGCAGAAAUUGUCCCCUUUGAAAGCUGUAAGGGAAAAUUCCUACAGCUGAAGUGCAAAAUAAUGGACACUCUGUUUCUUACCUCAGUGUUUGUGUAUAAGGUUCAGCAGAAAAUAGACACCUCCAAAUCAAAGGUUGGGAUCUUAUUUCCCCCCCCUCCCCGCAAGCCAUAAAAGCACAUAGCUUCCUGCAUUACAGAGCUCAUAGGUUUGGCCUAAAUUCACCAUUGACAUAAGCAUGUAACUGCACUGACAUCUAUAGAAUCACAGUCCUUUGGACCAAUUAGUCUGUGGGAAAUACAGGUGCAGGCAAGUGCAGAAGUAGGCAGAUAGCAGCAUCCUGGUGUGCUCAGGGCAUGUACGAGACUUAGAGCAACAUUCUCUAUUACUUAAAUUUCACAUAAAGCCUUACCUGGCCU